This is a messenger RNA of Ixodes scapularis (black-legged tick), 3733 nucleotides long. RefSeq names its product tetratricopeptide repeat protein 7B (gene Ttc7). NCBI's taxonomy places the organism in Eukaryota, Metazoa, Arthropoda, Arachnida, Ixodida, Ixodidae. The record is from RefSeq and is a predicted model, not a curated record. Gene Ontology annotation, cellular component: plasma membrane. Gene Ontology annotation, molecular function: protein binding. Gene Ontology annotation, biological process: protein localization to plasma membrane; phosphatidylinositol phosphate biosynthetic process. The transcript has 20 exons. Bases 49 to 2628 code for a protein of 859 amino acids.
CUAGAAACUUGUUGGGUUUGAGGGUAUGUGCGGCGGUGGUGCUCAAAAAUGGCCGGAAAAGUUGCCAAAGGAACGAAUCGAAUCGAAAAUGAUAUCUUCAAAUGCCGCGAUGAGGCCAACUGGCGGAAAAUACAGGAUCUCGCCGAACAACUUCAGCAGCGCGGUGGGGGGCCAGCUUCAGAGGUUAUGGCAAGCUUCUUCAUCGGCGAGAGCAAGCUCGAACAGUUCCUCGAAGAGCAUCCCCCCACAGAAGUCAACAUCCCGAAGGCCAAGACGGGACUGACAGAAGCCAAGCGUUACCUUCAGCACUGCUUCACGGAGCAUGGAGCAAAGGCUGGCAUUACGACGGACGGGCAUUUUCUGCUAGCCAAGCUGCUGUACGCCCAGGGGUUCUACGAGGAGGCCCUGACGCAUCUGGACAGCGGUGGCAUCGACCGCCUGGACGAGAAGUCCCUGUCAAACCGCAUUCUUAAGAUUCUCGCCGAGUCCUUCGCCAUCAAGGGGCUGUGCUUGGAGAAGGUGCCCCUGAAGUCUACGAGCAGGACUCGGGCAGCCAACCGGGAUGACCAGAUCGCCGGAUAUUUUGUGCAGGCCAGUGACCUGGCACUCAAGUACCUUCAGGAGGUCGAAAAAGCCCAGGGGACAAUUGGCGGGGUCCUCCCAAUGGCGACCACCGCGGGGGCGCAGGCUGCCGUGGCCUCCUCCUCCUCUCCCCUGCCCCCCAACACCGAGUACCGCAUUGGCGCCGUGCUUGAGACGGUGCUUCAGAGGGCGCCCCUCCUCAUGAUCAAGAGCGGGAAGCUGCGGCAAGCCAUCGACCAGUACCGCAACGUCCUGCGUGCCGAAGAGACGAGCUCCACCCAGUCCCUGCGUCAGACGAUGUCGCGGCAAUUGGCCGAGGUGCUCCUGCGAGGUCUCUCGGAGAGCGUCUACAACGACUACGAGCCGCGCAUUGAGACCAAGAAACAAGGGAAGCACUGGAGGCCUAACAAGUACACCGGGCAGUCCCUGUUCAUGCCCAAGACCGAGUACGAAGAAGUCCUGCUGCUGCUCUUCAUCAGCGAGUCCAUGGCCGUGCGGAAUGCGGUGCUUGACCGCUCUCCGGAGUUCCUGGACGCGCGUAUCCACUCGUACAACAACGUGACGGCCGUCUACGACCUCCUGGCCAUCAUCCUGUCUCGGCUCGGCCAGUUCCAGAUCCUGUGCGAGUCGUUUGAGCGAGCCAUGAAGUUUGCGUUCGAGGAGUACCACGUGUGGAUGCAGUUCUCAUUGGCACUCUUGUCUUCCGGCAAGUUCUCCAGGGCCUGCCUGAUGCUGAAGGAGUGUGCACGUCUUCAGCCACACAACAGCUUCCCCUGCCUGCUGGCUGCCAAGGUGUGCCUGGAGCACUUGGGUAGCGUGGAGGAAGGGGUGGAGUUUGCGGAAGAGGCCCUGAGCAGGGAAAAGCAGCACUCCCAGAGCCUGCUGGCACAGUGCCACCUGGUGCUGGGCGUGGGACACGCCCUGAUGGCCGACCAGCGCCGGCCGCAGAGCAGGCGGGCAGAGCACAAGGCCACCGCCUUCCAGUGCUUCCUCAGGGCACAGAGCGCAGACCCCUACUACCACCUGCCCGAGUUCCACCUAGCUCUGCAUUAUGCCGAGGUCCGACAGCUGAGCAACGCAGUGCUGCACGCCAAGCGUGCCCUGGAGCUGAACCCCGAGCACCUGCCGUCCCUGCACCUGCUGGUGCUGCUGUUGUCGGCGCAGAAGCAGCACUCCGAGGCGCUGCAGCUCGUCACGGCUACCCUGGAGGAAUACCCAGACUGCCUCAACCUGAUGUACACCAAAGCCCACCUCGAAGACUAUUGCCUCGGGCCCGAGGAAGCGCUCUUGACCAGCAAGCAGAUGCUACUCCAGUGGAAGGCCUACUACGAAGCUGAGCUGAAGAGCGAUUUUGCUCACACAGGGCUGCAGAGGGUGACGAGCUGCAACCGCGGUUCCUUCCACGUUCGGUCGGCAGACUUCUCCGAUCGGGAAUCCGGCCACUCGAUAGCGGCGGCAGCCCGCGUGGAACAGGCGCUGUCCGAGGCCCUGUCCCCGGGGGGCACGGGGGCCGUCGUGGGGGCGGGCCACCAUGGCGGGGGAGGCACGGAGGCCGGGCGGAACAGGCGGGGCCCCCAGGCCCUGUGGCUGCUUCAGCUGCAGGUGUGGCUUCUCAUAGCUGAGCUGUACCUCAAGAUGGAGCAGCUUUCCGAAGCCGAGGCCUGCAUCCUGGAGGCCUCCAACAUCUACCCGCUCUCGCACCAGCUCAUGGUCCUGAAGGGGCUUCUUCACGAGAAGCGCAAGGAGUACCUGGACGCCAAGCAGUGCUUCCAGAACGCAGUCUCCAUCAACCCGUUGCAUGUAACGGCACUCCAGCACCUUGGCUUGGUGUACCACUACCUGGGCAGCAGCCAGCUGGCCGAGAAAACCCUGAGGGAUGCCGUUGCCAUCGAUCCCAUGUGUCACCAGUCCUGGUUCAACAUGGGCAAGGUGCUUCAGGAAACGGGCGACUUUGACUCCGCCACGGACUGUCUCAACACUGCCAUCCAGCUGGAAAUGACCACGCCUAUACUACCUUUCUCCGUGGUCCCUCACUCCCUGGAGUAAACUUUCCUUUUCCUGUAGGCACUCCUGGGGAGCGACCAGUUGCUAACAGCGACUCGUUAGAAUAAAUACAUAUUUCUAGGGGGAAACUAUUCCCCUGGGUAGCGUGGAGGAAACUCCCUUAGGGCGAGUGACUCUCUCAGCAGAGCAGAAAUAUUUCCGAGGGAAAAUUACUCCCUUUGACAGCUGCAAGGAUAUUAUAGGGAGAAACCUACUCCUUCAUGAGGUAUGGAGCAAAUUAACUCCAUUACGGAGUUGAUUCCCUCAGCAGAGUGGGAAUAUAUUCGGAGGCAAACUACUCCCUUUGACAGCCGUGAAGAGGCAGCAAGUGGACUACACAUUGGGGAGUAGAACUCUGCCUCAGAGUAUACUAGCUCCCACGGGGAGCAACUACUUCGGUCGGAAUUUCUCGCCACACUGCUAGACUGGACAGCCAUGCAAGAACUUCGAGGAGUUACUCCUGCCUUGGGUUAAGGUACUGCCAAAACAGUGCAAUCCGUUAGAUUACACUCCUACUCCCUUGGGGGAGUAUUAGAUUGUGCUGUUUCCCUCGGGGAAGUAAUAGUUUGUGCUGAUGUGGGAAUGGCUUAGUUUGUGGAAUCUGGGGAGCAGUUGGCUGAAUUUCCUUGGGAAGAAACCACUUGAUGAAGCACUCUACCUGGAGUGUAGUCUAGGUGCUGCCCCAGCAGACCACUCCUCAUUGGAAAUAUUUCUUUCAACUUGUUACUGUUGCCGGGUGCAGUCACUCUUAGGGAAAGGGUCCUAGAACUGGAGGCAAUGUCGGUUGCAACUCCCUGAAUUUCAUCGCCUUUUAGGAGUGCUCCACCCCCUGGGGCUAGUACCAUGUACAGUAUGUGCCUCUGUUAAUUACAAUACUGCAACAGAGCUUUGUGUAUAUGUGAUAUGCAUGUGGCAUUAUCGUUAAGGUUAUGAAGCUGUAAAAAAAAAAAAGAUUGUAAAAGAACUAUAUAUUGUAAUAGAAAGGCCACUUGUUCCAACAUCAAGAGCAGCGAACUAGUGCUAAACCGCUUUCGAUGAAAUGUAAGUCUCACACAUCACGACACAGCGAAGGGUCUCUCGCAAAAUAAAGAACUAUAUUUGUUUUCAA